AUGUCGACAACAUUGAAAAGCUACUUGGGACUCACCGAAACAUCUGGCGACGCGGCACCCUUGACAGCUUUACCUGCGUCAUGGUACACUUCUCCCGACAUGUUCGAACUGGAACGCCGUGCCAUAUUUUCACGCAAAUGGCUCUUGACCACGCACAAGCUACGCCUCUGUAACACCGGUGAUUGGCUCAGAUAUGAUAUUGCCGGGUUUGGCUUUAUUCUUGUCCGUGAUCGGGAGGGCAACAUCAAUGCUUUCCACAAUGUUUGCCGCCAUCGUGCGUUCCCUGUGGUGACUGAGGGUGAGGGAACUGCGCGAAUUUUCUCCUGCAAGUAUCAUGGAUGGUCCUACGGAUUGAAUGGCAAGCUUGCAAAGGCACCUGGCUAUCAAGAUCUUGAGGGCUUUGACAAGAGCAAGAACAGCCUCUUGCCAAUUCAUGUUCACAUCGAUGUCAAUGGCUUCAUUUGGGUCAACCUGGAUAGCAAGGACACUCCAGAACUAUCCUGGGAAGAGGAGUUCCAGGGCGUUGACUUACUGAGUCAAUUCCAGAAUCUUAAUGUUGAGGAUUACAGCUUCGACCACGCCUGGGAAAGGGAGGAGGAGUCCAAUUGGAAGACAUUAGCCAACAACUAUAACGAGGGCUACGACACGAAGAUAUCCCACCCCGAUAUACCUUCUCUUUCAGUUCUCAGCAACUAUAGCCUUGAAGCCAAGGAUGGCAGUAUCACUCACAACGCCGAUUCGACGCCAGAAAAAAGCCCCGCGGGUCUGAAUAUAACCAGUAGCUACUACUUCCCCAAUACCUCCAUGGUUGUUUCUCAACAUUUCUUCUUCCUACGUCGAUUUGUGCCUGUGUCCGCAACAAGCAGCAUUGAGCGAUACGAAGUCUAUCGGAGCAAGUCCGCCAGUGACGAUGACUUCGAUUUGGUCAAACAAUUAUACAAAAAUCUCAAGGGCGAGCUACACCCGACAACAGACAAGGGCCCGUUAUACUUCCAGAGUGUGGUCCGAGAGAUUGUGACCAACUUCCACAAGCGAGAGGAAGAGCUUGGUCAGGCAAUUUGGCCUUCUCGACAAGUCCUUCCAGCGACAGCUACUACUAGCCAAGAUGAUAUCGACUUUUGCGCCAAACUCACCACCCAAACCCCCGCGAAUGCUGACUGUGGGGCAUCCGGUGGAUGCUGCGGAGGGGUUGCUUGCGCGAGUGGUAACGAGGCUCUCGCUUACUAG
Molecule: messenger RNA, 1227 nt
Organism: Penicillium waksmanii
Lineage: Eukaryota; Fungi; Ascomycota; Eurotiomycetes; Eurotiales; Aspergillaceae
Product: aromatic ring-hydroxylating oxygenase subunit alpha
Exons: 1
Coding region: 1-1227 (408 amino acids)
Molecular function (GO): 2 iron, 2 sulfur cluster binding
Source: RefSeq, a predicted model, not a curated record